UUCCUUCCUUCCCCUCCUCCUCCCUCCGAUCCAGAGGCAUCGAUCAUAUCCUACCUAGACGACGCGCGCACUAAUUGCAGCAGCCCCGCCAAGCACCGUGCCGCCCUCCGCCCGCCAUGAGAAAAGCCACCAUCUUUCUCAUGGCGCUCGCCGCCCUCGCCCUUACAACCGCCGCUCCGCUGCAAGCGCCGGCGCCGGCGCCUCCGCUCAGGAGAAGCCGCUUCCUCGCCAGCGCCAACUUCCCGCCGCCGGCGUCCUUCUACGACUGCAGCAAGAAGCCGCCGUCCAUCUGCCUGGAGCCCGGGAGCCCUGGCGCGACGUGCUGCAGGGGCACCUGCGUCGACACCGAGCACAGCUUCCAGCACUGCGGCAGCUGCAACAAGACGUGCAGAUACACCCAGACCUGCUGCGAGGGCAAAUGCGUCAACACCUUCACCGACAAGAAGAACUGCGGCGGCUGCGGCGUCAGGUGCAGAACCAGGUGCACCAACGGCUACUGCGACUACGCGGCGUGACCAGACGCGCGCGCAUUUAAUUAUGCGAUAUGAUUUCGAUGCAUGGAGAAAUAAAAAUGGCAGUAUGUAUACGUAUAUACUACGUCGUCUAAGUUUCUAUUGUUAUUGUUGUUGUUCAAAAGAGCAUUUCCAUUGUUGCUGAUGAUCGAGCUCCUGCUAUGCUCCUGCUAUAGCUACGGUAUUUAAUUUAUACCACCACACCAAUACAUAUAUACUACACAAGAAAAAAGGCCGGGUCGGGACAAGAUUAUUAUUAUUAUCCAAACAAUCAACUGCUGCUUGUUA
Molecule: messenger RNA, 800 nt
Organism: Panicum hallii
Lineage: Eukaryota; Viridiplantae; Streptophyta; Magnoliopsida; Poales; Poaceae
Product: stigma-specific STIG1-like protein 1
Exons: 1
Coding region: 117-515 (132 amino acids)
Source: RefSeq, a predicted model, not a curated record